Messenger RNA from Amoebophrya sp. A25, 1208 nucleotides. Lineage: Eukaryota; Dinophyceae; Syndiniales; Amoebophryaceae. The record is from the annotation of a GenBank genome assembly.
UCAAGAUUCAGCAGGAUCGCGUUUUCAAACGCGCCAGCAGAGCUGUGUUUGGUGACGAUUACGUGAACCAGGAAGAUCACGCUUUGCACGUUGGCUCCGUAGAUCCUGAUGCCUUAAAUAAGACGAUCCGUGGAGGCCAGGACAUCCAAUUGGGCAAGAAGGUGUUCGUGGAACAGGAAGAAGGCGCAAAGAUGGCUGCGCAAGAAUUCGAGAAUGUCCGGAAGCAACUGUUCAGGGCUCAAGUGAAGAAGGAAAUGCGAACGAUGGGAGAAAUUGAGCAAGAGAACCAAACUGCUGCCAGUCUUCCAGGUGCAUUGUUCGAUGCCAUGGAGCGGGGCAAUCACUAUCGCUCAGAAGGCGAAGCGGAUCGAAUCGCAGAUGAAUUUGACCGUGGAGUUGAGGAUGGAGAGGAGUUGUACUGUGAUCAGGAGGACAUGAUUGAUGUCCUAGACCAAGAUCCAGAGAGUGUGGCCGCAACUGCUCCAAACUCCCUAUUUGCGGACAAUUACCUAGCAGGAUACGCCACAGACGACCGUGAGGUGUUGGUUGAAGUCUUGGCACGUGCAGGAGUCGAGCUGCCGCCUGAGGGAGAACGCUAUUUGCGCAAAAGCAUGGGUGAUAAAUCCGCAGCAGUGGAAGAUUACACUCCUGCAGCAGAUGGAGUUCUCGGAGAAGAAGAUGAUGUAGGAGGUCCCUUAUCUGGAGCAGGACUACGAACUUCCAUCAGUGGUCAACAUAAUCGUGCUUCGCGUCGUUCGCAAUCGUCUUCUCCCAUGCGACGUUCUUCUUCCAUGACGAACCGGCGAUCUACACGUCGCUCUUCCUAUUCCCCUAACAGGCGCAGCAAAGUCGACAGCUAUCAACAAACGAGCCGUGGUGAACUGAGACGCAUCCAAGAUGAACUCCUCGAUAUCGACGAUCGCUUGCUGGCGAUGGGAGACGGAGGGGCCACGCACCGAGCGCAUGUCCAGAUGUUUGACAGCAGUUUGCCACGGUUUUUUACGUCCGCACCAACGCCGACCGCUCGCACCUCUUCUCGCACGAAGGCGAGGAAAAAGCUAAGCUUGGGCCCUGGCCUGGUCGUGGUUGAAGAAACAGAUACCAACAAGGUCUUUGAUGGUAUGAAUGAAGACGAGGGAGGAGAAGGAGAUCAGCGGUCUCCAAUUCUUGGAGGAGCUGGCGGAGGUAGACAAAGCUUUAUUAUGAAC